Lagopus muta (rock ptarmigan) is the source of this 1168-nucleotide messenger RNA. RefSeq names its product G2/M phase-specific E3 ubiquitin-protein ligase-like. Gene Ontology annotation, cellular component: nucleus. The record is from RefSeq and is a predicted model, not a curated record. The transcript has 4 exons. Lineage: Eukaryota; Metazoa; Chordata; Aves; Galliformes; Phasianidae. Bases 1 to 882 code for a protein of 293 amino acids.
AUGUCCACCAUGGGGAUCCAAAUCCCAGACAGAAGACCAGAACAGGAGGACAAUGAUACAUAUGCAUCACUUCUACAGAGGCACAGGCGCUGUGAUGCCAUCAGGUGCCGUCACCCUGAAGGCAGGGAGCUGGCAGAAGAAGAGGGGCCCUGGCAGCUGAUCCUGUGCAGCUCCUGUGGAGUGGAGAGCACCCACCGGCAGUGCUCCUACCUGAACAACACAACGGCCAUGUGGGAGUGUGACAGAUGUGCUGGCCUGGGUACCGCUUCCAGCAGCAACUCAGAGCUUGCCAGCUCCAGCACUGCCAACCAGGACAGGCAAGGGCCGUCCCACAGCCUCCAGGAACAUGAGGACAGCUGUUCCAGCCCCACUAGCCAGGCAGCAUCAGAGCCAUCAUACAGUUCCCAGCUGCCAGAGCUCAGCUGCCAGAGUAGAGAGCUGGGGACAGAACACAGGACAAUCCCCUCAUGUUUACCAGAGGAUAUGGCUGAGCAGCACCAAAGAUGCCACAGGAGCAGACAAACAGCAGCCCAAAGUGCUGAGUGUUGCUCCCGCACCUCCACCAGACGGGGCACAUCAGAAUCUUCCAGAGAGUCCCCAGGGGCUGCACGCAGGAGGCGUCCCAGGCAGCGGAGAACAAGCCGCACACGAAGCCGCUCCCCGCUGCAAGGUCGGGCCUUGAGUUCCCAGAGCCGGCCAAGAAGACGCCAUGGGAGCAGAGGAACACCAGCUCCUCGUGAUCAGAGCAGCAUCCGCAGAUCAGCAAGAUUGGCAACACUGAGGUCCUCAAGGGCUUCCCCAGUGCCUGAACAAAGGGGACGAUCUGUGCAUGGAGCGCAGGCUCUCACAGAAAGCCGUUACCCAGCGAGGUGCAGAGAUUAAAAUUUCCACAGCUGGCUCUGAGUAAGCAGCAGGAGCCAGUCCCACCACCGGAGACCACCUCAGGCAUAAAGCUACUCCUAGAUCCAACAUCAGAGCCAAAGUCUGUGCAGCCAGCCCCCAAGCCUGUACAGGAGUAGCCAUGUACCAGUCCCACCUGCUUUCUCUGGUCCCGAGUCCGACUGUAUGGGAACUGCUGAAUCACAGCCCAAACCACUGAUUGACCAGCUAGGAAAAGGACUUGGUCAGCCCUAGAAGCACAGCUGAAGGCAGUUCAGCUGUGCAACCA